Messenger RNA from Anoplopoma fimbria (sablefish), 2581 nucleotides. RefSeq names its product calreticulin (gene calr). The transcript has 9 exons. Lineage: Eukaryota; Metazoa; Chordata; Actinopteri; Perciformes; Anoplopomatidae. The record is from RefSeq and is a predicted model, not a curated record. Gene Ontology annotation, molecular function: calcium ion binding. Gene Ontology annotation, cellular component: endoplasmic reticulum; endoplasmic reticulum membrane. The coding region runs from base 167 to 1450 and encodes 427 amino acids. Gene Ontology annotation, biological process: protein folding.
CAAGAGGAGAGCAGCGGCAUCGUCUCAGCGGUUUUCACUGUAACCAUACUGUAAUAGAGACUGGACCGACGAACAACGCCCGCUCUAUCGCAUAGACAGAUUAUAUAUAUUCAUUUGUAAUCAUAGUCGUUUUAUUUGUACUCGCCGGGUGCUUCAGCUCGUCACAAUGACAGCUCUGUCGCUGCUUUUGAUGGCCGUGUCGGCCGCAUAUGCACUGGCCGAGUCCACUGUGUAUAUGCGAGAGCAAUUUGAAGAUGGGGAUGUCUGGAAUAGUCGCUGGAUGGAAUCCAAGCACAAGACAGACUACGGCAAGCUGGUCCUGACAGCAGGGAAGUUCUACGGAGAUGCAGAGAAAGACAAAGGUCUGCAGACGAGCCAGGACGCCCGCUUCUACGCGUCAUCGUACCGUUUUGAUGACUUCAGCAACCAGGACGAGCCUCUAGUCAUCCAGUUCACUGUGAAACAUGAGCAGAGCAUUGACUGUGGUGGAGGCUACAUUAAACUGUUCCCCUCUGGCCUCAACCAGGAGGACAUGCACGGAGACUCCGUCUACAACAUCAUGUUCGGUCCCGACAUUUGUGGCCCCGGCACAAAGAAGGUACAUGUUAUCUUCAACUACCAAGGCAAGAACCAUCUGAUCAACAAGGACAUCAGAUGCAAGGAUGAUGAGUACACCCACUUGUACACACUGAUUGUCAACCCUGACAACACUUACGAGGUAAAGAUUGACAAUAAGAAGGUUGAGUCCGGCAAUCUGGAGGAUGACUGGGACUUCCUGCCUCCCAAGAAAAUGAAGGACCCUGAAGCCAAAAAGCCAGAGGACUGGGAUGACCGGGAGAAUAUCCCCGACCCUGACGAUAACAAACCAGAGGACUGGGACAAACCAGAGAACAUCCCAGAUCCCGAUGCUAAGAAGCCUGAUGACUGGGAUGAAGAGAUGGACGGAGAGUGGGAGCCGCCUAUGGUUGCAAACCCUGAAUACAAGGGUGAGUGGAAGCCCAGAGAGAUCAUCAAUCCGGCCUACAAGGGCAAGUGGACCCACCCUGAGAUUGACAACCCGGAGUACACUGCCGAUUCUGAGAUCUAUAAAUACGACAGCAUCGGCGUGAUUGGACUCGACUUGUGGCAGGUCAAGUCUGGUACCAUCUUCGAUAACUUCCUGAUCACCAACGACCCAAACCUGGCCGAGGAAGUCGGCAACGACACAUGGGGUACAACUAAGGACGCAGAGAAAAAGAUGAAGGAAAGUCAAGAGGAGGAGGAGAGAAAGAAACGUGAGGAAGAUGACAAGCAGAGGGGAGAGGAGGCAAAGGAGGAAGAGGAGAAGGAUGAGGAGGAGGAGGAGGAGGAGGAAGGAGAUGAAGAAGAGGAAGAGGAGGAAGGGGAAGAGCAGGAGGAGGAAGAAGAGGACGAUGAAGGAACAGACUCUAAACUCAAGGACGAGUUAUAAACUCCAUGCAGGAACUUAACUGUCUGUGUCAAUGAGCCAUUGGAACCAGGCUGGAGACUGAAAAGAUGAUAGACCCUCAUGACUGACACCCUGGGGUGGGGUUGGGUGGGAUGGGGUUUUCCAUUUGUUUGUUUACAAAGCAAGGGAGUAGGUGAAAAAAAGGGCAAUUAUUGUUCUAUUUCCCGUUUCUAUGUGCUACUACUACUACUACUACUACUAUUGUUAUUAUUAUUAUUAUUAAACAAGGAAUAGUAAUAGAAAGAAGGACGACGUCACGAAUGUCAAGCCAGGAAAUCAAAUCAAUCAGCUAAAUUGUUUCGCCCAUAGGAAAAUAUGUAUAAUUUGGGUUCUUAAAAAAAUCUGGGUUUUUAUGAAGUAUAAUGUUGUGGUGACAUGAAAAGCUAUAUUUGGUAUGUUGGUGAUACCAUGAACAUGUUCUGUUUACCUCAUGUGUUAGUUUUAUUAAUCUGUGUCACAUGUUUUUUUGUUUUUUUUAAUCUUUUGCAAUCAAACAUGUCACUCAUGUCUCAUGGCCCCCUUUAAAAAGCUUUGUCAAUCUCAAACAAUUCGAAAGGGUUAGACAUCUGUACAAAGGUUAUUUUACCUGCUUUUAUUUAAAUGUCUUGAUUUGAACAAGGGUUAAUGGCAUGGUGCAUCAGGACUGACACAACAUAUCUGACAACCUGUUGAAAAAAGCCGUCGUCCAUAGGAUGGGAAUACAGGGUGCUUUAAGGUAAAAUCCCUUGCAUAGUUUUGUACUGUAUAGUUAACACUUUUUUUCACUUCAAUGCAUAUUCUGUAGUCUUGUGUGUCUAAAUAAAGUGUGCUCAAACUCAGAUGUACAUUGAGAGCACUCCAGUAGCAGGUAAGCUUACGUUCAGUUGGUACAUGUUCACUUUAGGUUUACUCAUAGUAGGUGUACACAACCAGUUUUCCUCAUAUUUUGAUGCUGAUACCUCUGCACUGCUGUCCCCCAACGCACUGUCCCAAACAGUCUGAGAGAUGAUCCUUUUGUAAAAGACACAUUUUGUACUAAUGGUAGUAAUUGAAGUGGGAAGAUUUCCAUGUUGCUGUGUUUAAAAAAAACAAAGACAGGUGUUCUGUCCAAUAAAAUCAACCAGUGGAAAAUAA